Messenger RNA from Dermacentor silvarum, 709 nucleotides. RefSeq lists its product as uncharacterized. NCBI's taxonomy places the organism in Eukaryota, Metazoa, Arthropoda, Arachnida, Ixodida, Ixodidae. The coding region runs from base 50 to 709 and encodes 219 amino acids. The record is from RefSeq and is a predicted model, not a curated record. The transcript has 3 exons.
CAAGCAGGCGCCAUUUAAUGAAGGAAAUCAAACCGCGCAAAACCAAAUAAUGGCGGCGCAGUGGCAGGCUCAACAGCCGUCAGGAUGGGACCCCCUGCAGGAAGAUCCGCGCGCGGUUCCCUACUUCGAGGCGUACCCGGCUGCGCCCACGCCCGGCGCAUACUACCUCGCUGCGGCGACGCCUGGGACGCCCGGGACACCGGGGACACCCGGGACACCCUGGAUGCCCGGGACUCCGGCGGCAGACGAAUAUCAGAAGAAGCGUUUGGACGACCACGGCGCUGGCUCGUGGUCCCUGCUCCUGCUGCGCGUGUGCGCCAUAGGGAUCGUGCUGUCAGUGUGUGGCCUGAUUGCCUUCGUCAUGUUGGGCGGCGGCAGCUUGAUGAAAGACAGUGACGCUGAUACCACUACCGCCGCCGCCCCCGCCGCCGCCGCCGCCGCCACCAAAAGCGCGAGCACCACCAAAAUCGCCACCACCACCUCCUCAAGACCCAAGUAUUCUGCGACAAAGAUAAGGCACCGUACAACUGAAAGGACCGAACCGAGCACCCAAACGACGGAGGAUUCACGGGAAAUCUACCAGGAAGAACCGAUCAUCGUCAGGGGGAAUAUGACUCUGUCUUUCGCUGGUAACAAGAGGAAGCUGUACCUGGGCAAAGUAUCUGUGCCGGCGUAUGGCCGCCGCCUUCGAGACUCGCGCCGGCUGUGA